Messenger RNA from Eucalyptus grandis, 838 nucleotides. Its product is annotated as cysteine-rich receptor-like protein kinase 8. The record is from RefSeq and is a predicted model, not a curated record. The transcript has 4 exons. NCBI's taxonomy places the organism in Eukaryota, Viridiplantae, Streptophyta, Magnoliopsida, Myrtales, Myrtaceae. Gene Ontology annotation, biological process: protein phosphorylation. Gene Ontology annotation, molecular function: protein kinase activity; ATP binding. The coding region runs from base 107 to 838 and encodes 243 amino acids.
GUUUAAGAACGAAGUGAUCUCGAUUGCUAGACUACGACAUAGGAACCUUGUUUGAUUAUUGGGAUGCUGCUUGGAAGAGCAUGAAAAACUCUUGAGAUAUGAAUACAUGCCCAACAAAAGCCUGGAUGUCUUCCUUUUUGGUUCAACUAUGGGGCAAUCUUUAGACUGGAAGAUGCGCAUGAACAUCACCUUUGGAAUAGCUCGGGGGCUUCUAUAUCUACAUGAGGAUUCUCGCCUAAGAAUUAUCCAUAGGAAUCUGAAAGCUAGUAAUCUUUUACUAGAUGGCGAGAUGAAUCCAAAAAUAUCUGAUUUCGGAAUGGCAAGGAUCUUUGGUGUAAAUCAAGAUGAGGCCAACACGAAUAGGGUUGUUGGAACAUAUGGAUACAUGGCACCGGAAUAUGCGAUGCAAGGACUAUUUUCUGUUAAAUUAGAUGUCUUCAGUUUUGGAGUUCUCUUGCUAGAGAUGAUAAGUGGGCGAAAGAAUAACGGUUUUCAUAUCCAAGAGCACGGUGAAAGCCUUCUCACCCUUACAUGGAAGUUGUGGUCCGAAGGUCGAAGUUUGGAACUUACCGAUCCAUCAAUCAAAGAGUCAUGUGAUGCAGUUCAAGUGGUAAAGUGCAUACACAUCGGUCUAUUGUGCGUUCAAGAAGACCCAAUAGAUCGACGAACCAUGUCGCAUGUGGUUCAUAUGCUAGGAGCCGAUACUAUCCCACUUAUCCGACCAUCUUUGCCUGCAUUCUCAGUUGGGAGAAAUGUGAGAACACUCAAUCCUAUCAAUCUAAUUCACAAAACUUCCACUGUUAAUGAAGUGACCCUUUCAGAUGUUUCUCCUAGGUGA